Molecule: messenger RNA, 1555 nt
Organism: Saccoglossus kowalevskii
Lineage: Eukaryota; Metazoa; Hemichordata; Enteropneusta; Harrimaniidae
Biological process (GO): maturation of LSU-rRNA from tricistronic rRNA transcript (SSU-rRNA, 5.8S rRNA, LSU-rRNA)
Cellular component (GO): nucleolus
Molecular function (GO): rRNA binding
Source: RefSeq, a predicted model, not a curated record
CUGCGCCCUUGGUCGAAUAAGCAUGGCCAUUUUGUAAUACCAAGAUUACACAUUUUUGGACAUAUUUUACGUCGGCACGGAUAUUCUUUGUAUAGAUUACAUUACCUGUAACACAGAUAGUGGAUAUGGAAAAAAACAGCACAACUAACAAAUCUGUAAAUUCAAGAAAGUCUGAUGGAAAGAAAAACAAGUCAUCACCUGGUCUCUGUGAUUUUGAUGAUUACAACGUGGGAGGAAUUUCCAGUUGUAUAGAAAAAAAAAAUUCACAUAGAAAGAUGAAACCUGAGAAAAAGGUGAAGUUAAGCCAAUUAUUUGGACAACCCUCACAGUUUUCGACAGCACAGAUGGUUUCACCAUUGAGGCAACUCACAACACAAGAAGAUAGAAAUCCACACCAUGAGAUGAUUGAUGAUAAACAAGACAAAAAUUCCAAAACAAAGAAGAAAACUAUGAAAGUGGAACAAACUAAGAAGAUUGAACACUUCAAUGCCAAGAAAAUACACAGUGAGAUUUUAUUUAAAAGGGAAGAAGGACUCCGUAAUGCAGAUCAAGAUGUCCCUCAGAAGAAGAAGAAAAAAAGAAACCUGGAUGAAAGUGAUGAUCCAAAUAUCCAAUUUAAAAAACGAAAAAAAGAGAAAUUACCUGCAAAUCCAGAGAUAGAGAAAAGAACAGUAUUUAUUGGUAAUCUGCCUGUGGAUAUUAGUAAAAAAGAAUUAACAAAACUAUUCAAGAAGUAUGGUGAUAUCGAAUCUGUAAGGUUAAGAUCAGCGGCACCGAGUACACUGGCACUUCCCAAGAAAGUUGUAAUGAUAAAGGAGGAUUUUCAUCCAGAUCGUAAAAACUUGAAUGCCUAUGUUGUGUACAAAGAAGAAAUUUCAGCACUUAAAUCAUUAAAAAAAAAUGGUAAAGUUGUGAGAGGUCACCAUAUACGAGUUGAUGUGUCAUCAAAUGCAAGCAAGCAUGAUCACCAGAGAUCAGUGUUUAUUGGUAAUCUGCCUUACAAAAUUGAUGAAGAAAUUGUUAGACAACAUUUCAUGCAAUGCGGUAAUGUGAUAUCGGUACGACUGGUCAGAGAUGGUAAAACUGGUAUUGGUAAAGGAUUUGGUUAUGUUUUGUUUAAGGACAUAAGUAGUGUGGAAUUUGCUCUCAAGUUCAAUGAUAAACCACUUUUUGGAAGAAAAGUGAGAAUCAAGAGGUCGUUCGAGAAAGAAAAAAAUAAACCAGGUAAUAUAACUGGUGGUAAGCGCUCAACACAACAGUCUAACAAAAUCACUGGUGUCAAACUCAGGUUACUACAGGCAGAACAAAGAAAGUCUGGAAAAAUUAUUGGGGGCAAACACAGGAUACAGCAGACUGAUCAGAGCAAUCAAAGACAUGAACAGCAGACUGAUCAGAGCAAUCAAAGACAUGAACAGCAGACUGGAAGAAAACCAGUCUACAAAGGAGCAAAGGCCAAACAAAGAAAACCCAAGAAAACUAAAAAGAAAUUGAAAAGACAAUAAUUUUAUUUUUGUUGAACAUAUUAUUCAUUUAAUAAAAUUGACAUAAUUCUAUA